AUGUUUAAUGUCUCUGGAAGCCUUGAUGGUGAAGACGAGGCAUGCUAUUUCCUGACCAGAGCAGGUGGCGGAACCAUCCUGGGUGGCUACUAUCAAAAGGGAAACUGGAGAUCUCAGGUUGAUCCAAACCUUGCCAUGCGCAUCAUGAAAAGAGCGACCGAGCUUUUCCCGCAGCUGACCAGUGGCAAAGACAUUGAGCAUCUCAAUAUCAUUAACAUAUUGUGGGUCUGA
Exophiala oligosperma is the source of this 231-nucleotide messenger RNA. RefSeq lists its product as uncharacterized. Bases 1 to 231 code for a protein of 76 amino acids. The transcript has a single exon. Lineage: Eukaryota; Fungi; Ascomycota; Eurotiomycetes; Chaetothyriales; Herpotrichiellaceae. The record is from RefSeq and is a predicted model, not a curated record.